UAUUUGUCCACUAGGUGGAACCAAUGUCUUAUUAUAUACUGUUGUCUACGAAAGAUGGCGAGCGGAGUCGGGAAACACAAGAUGCAGGCGGUUGGGCCGAAAGAACCAUGGUCAGUGAGAGAAAAACUGUGCCUUGCAUCAUCUGUUAUGAGAAGUGGAGACCAAAACUGGGUCUCAGUAAGCCGAGCCAUCAAGCCUUUCUCUGAGUCUGGGCGCCCCCCUGACUGGUUUUCCCAGAAGCACUGUGCCUCUCAAUACUCUGAGCUGCUGGAGACCACAGAGGCCCCAAAGCGUAAACGUGGGGAGAAGGGAGAAGUGGUGGAAACUAUUGAGGAUGUUAUUGUAAGGAGACUAACCGCUGAGAGGAUAGAGGAGCUGAAGAGACUGCUGAGAGAGACACAGGAGAAAUACAGGAAGCUUAAAAAGGAGGUGGAUCUGAUCCAGAGUGGUCACCUGGACUCCCAGCUGAUGGAGCUGUGGGCAGAGGUUUCCCAAAAGAAGAAGCAGGAAGAAGAGGAGGCAGACUUAAAGAAGAAGGCAACAGAAACAGCCUAUCAGGCUCGCCAGGCAGUGAAGAACACCCCCAAGCGGGUGCCCAGCGUGACGGUGCGCUCCCCCCUGGGGGCCAGCCCCGCCAGCCUGGAGGGCGCCCAGGUCGACGCCCCUGCACCCCCCAUGGACACAGCCACGCCCUCCACCGAGGACACCUCAGCUAAUAGCGUGGCCCAGGUUGUAGGUGUGUUCCUGCCUGCUUCCGAGACUCCAGCGGCAGGGCCUAAAGAGGGAAGCUUGGGGCCUCUGGUAGACGACUCCCCACAGAAGAGGCUUCUCAGUCAGAAGUCCACCCCGCCACCCUCCCCCCUCCUCUCUGAGUUGCUGAAGAAAGGCAGCCUAAUAUCUUCUAGUCCGAGAUUGGUGGUCGAUGGAGAAGCUGGAGCUGGAUUGGCUAAUGGAGUUCCAGCUGCCAUUGCUGCUAUCCCCGCAGAUACGUCUUCCUUGUCUCGUCCAAUGGAAAGUCUUGUUCCCCCCACCACUGUUGCUCCUCCCCCUCCCCUGGCCAGCCCUGUUCCACCCAGCUCAGAACCAGGAGUUGAGGCUGUAAAGGUGGGGCCAGAGCUUGGCGAGGAGGCGGGGCUUGUAGAGGAAGAUUUGGUGUCCGUCUCCUACAUGGGGGACGAGCUUGACCUGGAGACAGUGGGGGACAUCAUCGCCAUCAUUGAGGAGAAGGUGGAUGACUCUGUGGAGGCUCUGGACGCGGCGGCGGUGGAGGCCGCUCUCUCCCUCUGUGAAGAGGCCGUCUCUGGGGGACACUCCCUCUCCGGCCCCUGGGAGUCCCAGGAGGCGUCAGAGCCGGGGGCCACAGUACAAGCAGAUCCCAUUCAGGAGCUUCAGGACGGGGAUACAACAGAAGCUAACCCCGGGGGGAUGGAGCCUCAGGGACAAACGGAGGCAGAAACUGAACAGGAGCAGCCAGAGGAGGAGAGGGGGGAUGAGGGGGUUGAAAGCCAGGAAGUUGGGGGCACUGAUGGUGUCACUCCCUCUGUUGCCCUUGACAACAGCCCGGCAGGAAAUGAGGUCACAGAGGAUGAGGUUACCGGAGAGGAAGGGACACUGUGCGCCACUGUGAAAAGUGAAGGUGAAGAGUGGACACAGCCGGAACCCCCUUGUCUAGACUCAGAGGAUAGUUCUAUCUCGGGAAAGGAGUCCAAGGAGGUGAAGGAUGAGGACGCAGGAAGCGAUGGAGAUCCCGACGAAGGCAUGGAACUGAAGGAGGAACUAGGAGAGGGGGAGGGGCACUACCUGUCAGAAGUGGAGCCAGCAGCCAGUGAGAGCGAGGACGGCUAUGGCCUCUCCUCCCAGCGCUACACCACAGCCGAUUCGCUGGCCAGCAGCCCCGCCUCCUCUCAGUUUUCUAUAUGUGGGGAGGACCAGGAGGCUGUCCAGGCUCAGAAGAUCUGGAAGAAAGCCAUCAUGCUGGUGUGGAGAGCAGCGGCCAAUCACAGAUACGCCAGUGUGUUCCUGCAGCCUGUGUCCGACGACAUCGCCCCCGGUUACCACAGUAUCGUACACAGGCCCAUGGACCUGUCGGCCAUCAAGAAAAGCAUAGAGUCUGGUCAGAUCCGCACCACGGCCGAGUUCCAGCGCGACAUCAUGCUGAUGUUCCAGAACGCCGUCAUGUACAACAGCUCGGACCACGACGUGUUCCACAUGGCGCUGGAGAUGCAGCGCGACGUCCUGGAGCACGUGCAGCAGUUCCUCGCCACGCAGCUCAUCAUGCAGACCUCCGAGUCGGCCGUCAGCACCAAGAGCCUGCGGGGCCGCGAGGGGGGCCGCAAGCCCGGGGAGCCUGUCGAGAAGGACAGUGUCCCAAUGGCUUCUCCCGCUUUCCUUCUCUCUCUCUUUGUAAGUAUUCAGGUCAAAGGUCAAACGUCACCAGGUCAAGUCACGCGCAUACUCUGUUUCAACGUCUCUGUUACACACACAGACAGGCUUCCAAUACACGUACACACGCACACACACACUAACUCACCCGUGUUUACAUCAGUCACACACACUAAAUACAUCCACCCUCUCCUCCGACAUGCUCUGAACACUCUUAACACUCGUCACCCAAGUCGUGGACCUUCAGUAACCGUUUCUGGAACAGACCCAUUCUGGUUAUGUAUGUUUGUGUGUGUAAGGUGUGUGUGUACGUUUGCGUGUGGUUCCUCAUUUUCCUUCUCGUGUACCCAGUGGUUCUCCUGGACGUGACUCUUUGCAUGUCUGGUUCACAGUGUCGUUCUGUUUUCGGUUGAUUAUCAUUUUAUUUUUUCCUUUCUUUGAAUCUUUUCAUUUUUAUAUAUUUUUUCUCCUUCUUUUCCUCUGACGGACAGCAGAGAUCGUCUUGUGUUAUGUGCGAGCCAAUUGCAAGCCACCCCUGGGUUUUUUUUCCAGGAUGCUGUUUGGUCAUCUUUCAACUUUGACCUUCCCCUCCUCCCUUCCAUCUCUCUAUUUCUUCACAGGACGGGGGCACCAGGGGGCGCCGUUCUGCCAUCGAAGCUGACCUCAAGAUGAAGAAAUAAAGAGAAUGUCCCAAACCAAAAGGUCAGGCCGUUUAAAGAGAGACUUGUCGGAGAUUGGUCCGAUGAGAUCACAGAAUGUUUUGUGGAAUAGCUUCUGUUCACUGUUGUUGAUGGGUUAUACAUUUUGUCUGGUCACUCGUGUCUGCCAGGUGCAGUGUCUGUGUGUGCGCGCGGGCGUGUGAGUGCGCACCUGCGUCCGUGUGUGUGUGUGUGCGUGUGUGUUCUAUGUAGUCCUUAUUCCCAGGCCAUCUGAAAUGUGUCAGUGCUCUCUUUAUAAAAUACCAAUAGAAAGCCAGCACACCAGUUAUUCAAGUGUAAAAUUGAUCUAGAUUGACAGUUAGCACUGGUAACCAGCAGCUUCGCAGAACUGAAUGUGUUUUAUUAAAGUAUGGAGUAUGCCUGAACCUUCUGAAUCAACCUCUGCCCCCACCCACAACUACACACUGGUGUAUAUUUGAAGUUACAUGAUGGGUCAAAUCCGUACAGUAACAGCUCUAUUUGCCCUCUGAUAGGCCAAGUUAAUUUGUUGUCAUGGGACAUCUCAUGACAACAAAUCCCAUGACAACAAAUUAACCUGGCCUAUCAGAGGGAAGAUAUAUAUAUCUAUCUAUAUAUAGGCAGGAUUGAUGAGGAAUUUCUUUCUGUUGACACAGGAGGGUGAGGGCCUUGUUUGUUGUGUAGGUUUUAGCCAAUAACUACAACAUAUGCUGCAAGGAAUCAUGUGUGUUCACCAUGUGUUAGAGGGAGUACAAAAGAGUAGUUUUGUACUUGUGUUGGACAUUGUGUACUGUACAUUUUGUUAAUUUCAUUUCAUAGUGCGUUUUGUUGUAAAAUUGUUUAUUAAAAGAUAACUGAUAUUACUCAGA
Molecule: messenger RNA, 3928 nt
Organism: Osmerus eperlanus (European smelt)
Lineage: Eukaryota; Metazoa; Chordata; Actinopteri; Osmeriformes; Osmeridae
Gene: brd8b
Product: bromodomain containing 8b
Exons: 19
Coding region: 55-2751 (898 amino acids)
Cellular component (GO): NuA4 histone acetyltransferase complex
Molecular function (GO): protein binding
Source: RefSeq, a predicted model, not a curated record